Molecule: messenger RNA, 3802 nt
Organism: Parathielavia appendiculata
Lineage: Eukaryota; Fungi; Ascomycota; Sordariomycetes; Sordariales; Chaetomiaceae
Exons: 3
Coding region: 83-3652 (1189 amino acids)
Molecular function (GO): protein binding
Source: RefSeq, a predicted model, not a curated record
CGUCCAUCCUUUUCGCAGGUUGCGCGGCAUUUGUCCAACAACCCGGCCACCCCUCCUCGCUGUUCCUCCCGACCACAGCGUCAUGUCAUGGCUCUCCUGGACGUCGCUGGUUCCCACGCUCCUUGUCCUGUCGGCCAGCCUCGCCUGGUGGUUCACCGAGCCUAAGAACGCCCGCAUCAACCUGAUCGCCGCUGCCGGCGCCGCCCUAUUCUGCUGGGCCGUCGCGCCCGAGUUGUGCCGCGACCUUUCCUACUCGGUCUACGCCCUGGUCGUCAAUGCCCUGACCUCCCUCCGCCUCCAUCUUUUCGUUCUCAGGCAUUCGAAGAUGCUGGUAACAGGUGUCGCUGUCGUCUGGCUGGUUCGGAGAGCGUGGCAAACUUUAUGGAAGCCGGUGCCCGAGUUAAUCAACAUCCUGGGUGUCGAGGUUCCCGAUUCGCCGGACGUGUCGCUCGCCGAAAUCCGAGCCGAUGCCGCCACCGUAAACUGGACGCGCCCGCCGGCGAACCGAUCGGUGCAAAAGUUUCUGAUACAGGUGAACGGCGUGGUGGUGGGGGAGGUCGCCGCCAACCAGGAGCCCGCCAUCGUCGUCAGCGGCCUGAAGCCAAACCACUUCUACAAUGUGCGCGUAAUUGCUGUUGGUUUCAACAACUUCCAGGCCGGCAGCCGGGUCAUCCGGCUGAGGACUUUUGGCCGCGACGGGCGGCCGCAGCUGGGAAACUCUCGCCUCCCAUCCAACUUCGUUCCCGAGGAGCCACGAGGACCGACGCCGAACGAGACUGGUGACGAACCUGGGGGGGUUCGCAGCCCGAUACCUGCGUUGGAGAUUCCAACGGUCCACCAGGAGCCGAGCGCAUCGCCCGUGCGGGAUGUGAACUCUUCAGCCGGGCCAGGCAUACGCCGAAAUACGGUAUCGCGGCGUCAUUCCCCAUCGACUACAAGUAUCGACCAGCCGGUGCGAGAGGAAGCCAAGACGGAUCUCAAGCAGACCCUGCCAGAACUGACCGAGAAGUUCGAGGCUAUCCGGAAAGAGACAGAAGAUGUGAUGGCGCAGAUUGCGAAAGAGGAAGGCGACAAUAGGCUGGUGAUGGAAGAGCUAGAAGCGGAGAAGCGAGAGAGGAGGAAGGAACAGAAAAAGAAGGAGGAGCAAACCGAAAGGUUGAAGCGGGAUGUGCACGCGACGGACCGCUCGAUGAGGAAUGCCAUGCAACGCAAGGCGCAGAAGGAGAAGCUCCUCAAAGAGAAGCAGAAUGAGCGCGCAAAGUUCCACGACAACAUCGCCAAGUGGGAGAAGGGAUUGGAGGAGAUGCGCCGAGAUUGCGACAGUUUCAAGCAACAGAUGGCAGAACUUGAGGGAGAACGGGACCAGAAGGUGGAGGAGUCCCGGGAAGAGAACGGCGAUUUGCAGGCCGAGUGCUCGCGGCUAGAGACCGAGCUGAAGGUGAAGAGGGAGGUGGUGAGGAAGCUAGAAGAGGACCGGAAGGAGCUGCCAGGUGGGGACGAAGACGGUGAAUGGCGUGAAAAGAUAUCCGAAGAGAGGCGGGAGUGGUAUAAAACGGGCACGGGAAGGGAAUUGCAGGAUGCCUACGUCCUGGAGUCUAAGCGGGCCAGAGCCUUGGACGAGCAGAUUCGCAUUCUCGGCAUCCAGAUACAACACAUUCCCCAGGCUCCGACUCCCUUUGGUUUGUUUAACCAGCCAAACACAUCCGGCUUGGAGUUCGACCACUCGGCAGCCACGCACUUGACUCAGCGGAGCCGGGCUGGAACAAACUUCUCAAUCCCAGCGACGUCGCUGCCGUCGUACUCUCAGAUAGACUCGGCAAUUUCGGCACCCGCUGGCUUUGCCAGCUCACGAUCCGCCAACGCGCCUCCCGGCUUCGCCCCCGGUCCGUUCAUGGACCACUCAGCGGAUGUCGGCCGCUCGGACGAGUCGAGCACAAGAACUGCUCCGCUCAGCCCAUCGGCUACCGCUCUCCUGCCAUCUAAUCUAAUGGCGGAUAUCGAUGACGAUGAGCCCAUUCCUGUCUCCAGGUUUGGCCCGGACCCAUUUCUUCCGCCGCAACAAGCUUCUCCCGACAACGCGCCACAGUCGCCUGCGUCAUCUGGGAGAUCUCUCAGCAUCUUCUCCAGUCCACACGGGUCGUCGAGCCACCUACCCUUCCCCAGUUUCCAAAACGACGCAUCCGAUAGACUGUCACUCAACGCCACCGCAACGAUUCCAUCGCCUGUUGCGACGGAGCCCCCACCGAACAAGCUGAGCGGCUUCUUCUCCUUCCAGCGUUCCAGGCCCGCCAAAGCCGCCGAGAAGGAGGGCGUGCCGUUUGGUAGCCUGAAAUCCGGCCAGAGCCAGUCGUUUCCGAGGCAGACGGAUGACCUCGAGGGGCUUGGCAACAAGCGCCGAAUCAGCAUAUCGAGCGGAUGGGGCAUGUUCAACCGCAACUCGGUGGGACCCGAGAUCACAGAGGGGCACGCGCCCUCCUCGCGCAUGUUUUCCAGGAGCCUCAACCCCUUCUCCAGCUCGCAUCGAGCCCCGGGCGGCUUGUUCCCUGAAAGGGACCCGAGCAGCCCGCGACCCGAGAGUAUCGCGUCUGCCGAAUUCCCUCGGCCGUCGACCGAUUCCGGUUCGAUUUGGGGUCUGCAGCCGGGCGAUGUGGCGACGCUGGGGAAGCCUAGCCGUCUGUGGUCGCCUGACGCGUGGUCCAGGAACCCGUCCCGGCGGCCGUCCCUUCAUGGGUCGCCCUCGGCCCUGAAGACGACGCUGGCGUCAGCCGACGACGAGAUUCUUGGCGAGGAGAUGUUGCCGAACGUCAACGAGGUCGGAGUCAUCGGCAGCCGUCCGCCGACCCAGUCCAAGCCUGCCGGCCGCUUGAAUCCCAACGCCCCGGCCUUCAACAUCACGUCCUUCUUCAAGUCCAAACCCGAAAAGGAGAAGGACAAAGAGAGCAAGGACAAGACCAAGGCCGAGAAGAAGGACAAGGCGAAAUCCAAGGAUGCCAAGGACAAAUCUAAGAGCAAGGAGCCGGCCGUCACACCGGAGGGGCAACAACAGGGUUUGCUUCUCGAGCUGGAGUCUCCGGUAGAGUCGCGCAAGUCGCGCGACGACUUUUCGAUCCACACGCAGACGUCGGUCGCCGAGUCGCGCGACUCUCUGUCGUUGGACCAGUCCUUCUCCAACACGCCUUCGGAACCCACCAGUGCCGGCAUGUCGGGCAGUUUCAAGGACGACAACGUGGUCCGCAAGCUGUUCCGGAAAGGCAGCUCGAGCAAGUUCAGCAUCGCCGGCCGACUCAGCGGCAAGGACUCGGGCCUGUUCAAGAAGGGGCCCAGCAGCACGGCCAGCGGAGGGGGCACGUCGGACAAGGGAGGAGCGGCUUCGAUCGAGCGGUCUAGCAUCGGCGACUUUGAGGACAUUGCCGACGAGGCCGGGGGGCUGAGCCCGGCGUUCCUGGGCCGCAGCUAUGAUAGCAUGGCCAGUGCCGGCAGCCCCAGCCUGGCGCCGACGGUGAGCCACGCGACUAAGAGCAAGGAGAGUAAGGCGCCGUCGCGGUGGCUCAGCAACUUUGGCAAGAAGGCCAAGAAGGAAAAGGAGAGCUUGGACCUGGACAGGUCGCAGUUCAUGAAUGAGCUGGAUGGGCUUGCUGAGGAGGGCUCCUAAGAGUUGAGUGGUGGUUGGGAAGCAUCAGAUACAAGUCAGCUACAAGGGUAAAUAAGCUAGAGUGUAGUACCUUUGCAUAAUGUUGGCUUAGAAGCAGUGUAGAAGUAAGCUAUCACUCAAAAAUACACUGCGAAGGCUUGAUGUGGUAGU